AUGGCCAUGGCGAACUCGGACCAGCUGCGCAAGAAGCGUGGUGCGCUCAGGACUGGUGUCACGCGGGCCCUAACACAGUUAACGGACCUGCUACAGCAAACGGAUCCCAACGUCUCGGAAGUUAGCGUGCAACUCGACUACCUCAAGGACAGGGAAUCAGCAUUAUCAAGACUGGACGACGCAAUCCUUGCAGUAACAGAGGAAGACGAUCUUGACCGCGAAGUCGAAACGGCACAGGAUUAUAGCGACAAGAUCAGCUACGCCUUAGCGCGCGCCAAGUACUGGCUGCAAGAACGUCAUCAGGCUACAAGGACGCAUGCUCAAGCUUCUGGAUCCGGAUCGAGCAACUUAGAGCUUCCGAAUUCCGUCGAUGCUCCGGACCAGGUGAGAGAGCAGCGUCAGCAAUCAGUUCUACUACCUAGACUACAGAUACCUACAUUUGACGGCGACCUGCAUGAAUGGCAAACCUUUUGGGACCAUUAUGACGCCACGAUCCACCAGAAUAACGAAUUGCCUCGCAUCGAGAAGUUCAAGUAUUUGCUCACGUACUUGACCGGCAGCGCGAAGCGGUCCAUUGAAGGCAUUCGGUUAGCCGAGCAGAAUUACGACCUCGCAAUCAAAACGCUUGCGGGUCGCUUCGGACGGCGAGAUCUUCUCAUUAAUGAGCACGUGGACCAACUCUUGGCGUUGAUUCCCGUGAAGAGCUCGUCAGACGUUGCCAAGCUUCGUACACUCCACGACAGUGUGCAGUUCCGAGUGAGCGCAUUAGAAGGCCUCGGAGUAUCACCGGAUCAGUACAUCGUGGUGCUGAAUCGCGUCAUGAUGCGCUGCUUGCCAGACGACCUGGCUAUUAUGUAUCGACAAAAGACAAAAGAAGAUAACCGCGCAUCUAGUCGUACUGAGACUCCCGAAGACCGAAUACGUCGAGCGAAGGACCUUCUAACCUUCCUUCGCAUCCAUGUAGAAGUGCGGGAGGAAGGUCGCUUACAGCUUCGUCGCCGUCCACAUGAAAGCGAGAAGAUGAGCAUGGCGACAGAGAGCACCGGUGGCGCGGAACACAUUCCAUCGGCUGCAGCUCGUACAAGUUCUGCCGUGUCGGUCAACCAAGUGUGCCCACUUUGCAACAGCAGCGGACAUAGCAUAAUUUCCUGCAAUGCCACUCUGUCAGCGGACGACAAGCGAGUGAGGCUACGGAAUAAUAACUGCUGUUUCCGCUGCGGUACACACAACCACAUCGCAAGGCUCUGCAAAAAGUCCUACAGCCUUAUCUGUGGUACCUGCCGUCGCCGCCACCUGACUAUUCUGUGCGAGCUGUCGAAACCAGUCGAGGGCCUACCGCCUACUACUGAAUCCGUUGCGUUGGGAAGACCCUCUCUGCCAAGUCUUCGAACCGUGACAACCGCCCAAAGCACUCACAUCGGAUCCACGGCUGUACUGUUGCAGACAGGUCGCAUUUGGGCAGAGUGCGGUAACCGACGACUUCUCGUUCGAGUGCUUUUAGACAGCGGUAGCCAGCGUAGUUACAUUCGCGAAGACGCGGCCAGAAAACUUCAGUGUUCCGUCGUUGGAAGGGAAGAGCUUUCCCUCAUCACCUUUGGAAACUCCAAAUCUCAGAGGCGACUACGCGCCGAGCGUGUCUCCGUGCGACUGCGUAGCCAAUUUGACGAUGCUGCAGUGGAAUUGGAAGCGUUAACGAUUCCAGAGAUAUGCUCCGUAACGAGUCCACCGCUGGAGAACAAUAUCUUGCAGGCACUCAUCGCCAAGGAAUAUAAGGUGGCUGACACAUGUCAAGCGGAUACGUGGAAAGAAGACGACAUAACCCUUCUCAUAGGAUGUGACGCCUAUUGGAGAGUGACAACCGGAAAAAUUGAUCGCAUCAACGAGAGGCUAACAGCGAUCGACACUAUCUUUGGAUGGAUGGUGCAAGGCCCUAUUAAGUCCGACCUCCGCUUCCCAUCAAGUGCACUGUUCAUCUCGCGCAGCGAUUCUGCAGCGGACCUCGAUGUACCUUCGAUGUGGUGUCUUGAUGCCAUCGGGAUAGAUGGAGCACAUUCCCAAACCUUAGAGGGCAACCGCCACCUGUUUGGAUCGGAGCUAGGCGUUUCCAAGCGAAACAAGAAUCAUCCAGUUGACAACGCCGUCACCAGUGGCUGGAAGGUGGAAGAGGGUGAGACGGCAGGCGAGCAUGUCGACGCUCAUCUUGGCCGCGCGCGUCGUCGUCAUUGGUGGCAGAAUGGGGGUGACGCCGCACUUGCGCAACUGGUCUCAGAUCGGCUGCUUUUUGUGCGAGCACCACGACGAGGAUCGCCUCUUCGAGAUUUUACACCGAGUACAUCGUCAUCAAGCACGUCAAGGACGCCCUGA
This is a messenger RNA of Rhipicephalus sanguineus (brown dog tick), 2364 nucleotides long. RefSeq lists its product as uncharacterized. The transcript has a single exon. Gene Ontology annotation, molecular function: zinc ion binding; aspartic-type endopeptidase activity; nucleic acid binding. The coding region runs from base 1 to 2364 and encodes 787 amino acids. The record is from RefSeq and is a predicted model, not a curated record. Lineage: Eukaryota; Metazoa; Arthropoda; Arachnida; Ixodida; Ixodidae. Gene Ontology annotation, biological process: proteolysis.